UGACGCGUUCAAACCUGAGGCGCUGAGGUAAAGAGAGGGCGUCUCGGUGUCCGCGCGGGCUCGUCUCAGUCUCCUGAGGGGAGCAGAGCCGGCAUCAUGAUCCGCGGGCGGAGGCUGCUGGGGGGGCUGCGGCCUCUGCUGGCGGCGGCGAGUCCCUCAGCGAGUCCGGCGGAGCCUCGCCGGCCGUUUCGUACAGGGGAGUCCCGACUCUACGACCCCGUCAAAGAUUUGGAGAAGGGAGUCAUCGAUGCCUACAAGAAAAUGAAAGACUUCCUUCCCGGCAGUAGCUGGCACCCCGGACAUGUUACAGAAGGUUUACCUCCUGACCACGCUGAUGUGGUCAUUGUUGGGGGUGGAGUAAUAGGCUGGUCUAUUGCCUUCUGGCUGAAGAUGAAAGAACCACAGAGAAAUGCAUAUCGAGUAGUGGUGGUGGAGAAAGACCUUAAGUAUUCCAAAGCAUCUACAGUACUCUCUGUAGGGGGAAUACGGCAGCAGUAUUCGAUUCCAGAAAAUAUCAAGAUGAGCCAGUUUUCGGCAAACUUCCUGCGCACCAUCAACCAAUACCUUGGUGUUGUCACCCAGCCACCCAUAGAUAUUCAGUUUAACCCAUCGGGCUAUCUCUUCCUGGCUUCAGAGGAUGGAGCUGCUCUGCUGGAGGAGAAUGUUGGGAUUCAAAGGAGGGAAGGAGCAGAGAUCUUACUACUAUCACCAGCACAACUGAAAAAGAAGUAUCCGUGGUUGAAUACAGAUGGAGUAGCUUUGGCUUCCAUUGGCUUGGAAAAUGAGGGAUGGUUUGACCCCUGGACUCUUCUCAAUGCUUUCCGGAACAAAGCAAUAUCAUUGGGUGUCUACCAGAGCUGCGGCGAAGCGAAAUCUUUCGAUUUGUAUACAGAAGAACUGAUGACACAUGAGGGGGAUCGUAUUAAUUUCUCCCGUAUCAAGGGUGUUAAUGUCCAGAUGCCCAACAGUAUAGAAUCCACCAAAAUAGAAUGUGGUUUUGUGGUGAAUGCAGCAGGAGCUUGGUCAGGCAGUGUGGCAGAGAUGGCUGGCAUUGGAACUGGGCCGCCACAUUCAAUGCUGGGCAUCAGACUGCCUGUGGAACCCAAGAAAAGGUAUGUCUAUGUCUGGCAUUGCCCUGAUGGACCUGGCUUGGAGUGUCCUUUGCUAAUCGACACCACAGGAGCUUACUUCCGGAGGGAAGGCGUGGGUGGCAACUACCUUGGAGGCUUAAGCCCUACGGAAGAGGAAGAGCCAGAUAUCCAGGACCUGGAAGUAGAUCAUGAGUUCUUCCAGGAUAAAGUCUGGCCCAAGCUGGCUCACCGAGUGCCCAACUUUCAAUGCUUGAAGGUGAAGAAUUCUUGGGCUGGUUACUAUGACUACAACAUCUUUGACCAGAGUCCCGUGAUUGGUGUGCACCCACUGGUGGAAAACCUCUAUUUUGCCACAGGCUUCAGUGGACACGGACUUCAGCAGUCACCAGCUGUGGGCCAAGCCCUAGCUGAGCUCAUAAUUGAUGGGAAAUUCAAGGUCAUCGACCUAAGCAUAUUCUCCUUCAACAGGUUCUUCAAAGGGAACAAGGCUGUAGAAAGGAAUAUCAUUUAAGUGCUUUAGAGAGCUGGGUAUCUUGAUGGCGAGUCCCAGCUCUUUCUGUUCUUCCCUACUUUCUUUCCCAGAUUAAUGACUACAUGCCCAUGCAGCACUUCGUGAAGACUGUUCAGAUUCCCCUACUGUUCCUACAAGUGUUGCACUGCACAGCUCCACAUCAUUUGAGUGGGCCUCAGACAGGAUAAAUGCCUUGUGUAGGAUUGCUGCUUCUCCAUGUUCACCCAUGUAACAAUGGAAAAUUCAAGUAGUAGUAGUAAUAAUAAUAAUAAUAAUAAUAAUAAUAAUAAUAAUAAUAAUAAUUUUAUUAUUUAUACCCCACCCAUCUGGCUGGGUUUCCCCAGCCACUCCCAACAGAGGACUAAAAACAGAAUAGAACUUCAAACAUUAAAAACUUCCCAAAACAGGAAGUCCAAUACAGCUAUAGAUCAAGACGCUCUAAAUCAGGGUGAUCCAACUUUUCAUACCAUGUUGGCCGCAAGAGCCCAAGUGGGUGUCUCCAUCGUUCCAAUUACAGGUUCAGAGCACGAGUCCUUCUGAAUGGGGUCCCUCAAGUCUGCUGCUGUUUGUGCAGCUAUUCAGGUGGCUCUAGGAAGCCUAAAAGCAGUGUGUUGAAGGACUAGCCUUCUGCAUCCCCAACUCUGCUUUUUUGCUGGCAUCUGGUAUUUAGAGGUAAACCGCCUCUGAAUGUGGAGCUUGUGCUUUUAUGUUCUACUUGCCAUUAAAAGACUUGUGAUCAAAUUAUUUUUUUUUUAAAAACCCAAUAUGGGGUUUCUAAUAGCCCACUGAGCAAGAGAUUGUCAGUAUGUUUGGGGGCAUGGAUAAGAUGCAACAGCACCUUUUUUUUUUACAGCCUUUCAGCCUAACCUACCACACAGGGUGGUUGUGGGGAUUAAGUGAGGAAGGGGAGAACCAUGCACAGCACCUUGAAUUCUUUGGAGGGAAAAGUGGGAUAUAAAUGCAGUAAGUGAAUGAAUAAAAUAAUAACUCCUAA
Podarcis raffonei (Aeolian wall lizard) is the source of this 2596-nucleotide messenger RNA. It is a transcript of the gene FOXRED1, whose product is annotated as FAD dependent oxidoreductase domain containing 1. Gene Ontology annotation, molecular function: oxidoreductase activity. The record is from RefSeq and is a predicted model, not a curated record. The transcript is spliced from 11 exons. Gene Ontology annotation, cellular component: cytoplasm. Bases 97 to 1602 code for a protein of 501 amino acids. NCBI's taxonomy places the organism in Eukaryota, Metazoa, Chordata, Lepidosauria, Squamata, Lacertidae.